Messenger RNA from Serpula lacrymans var. lacrymans S7.9, 1012 nucleotides. RefSeq lists its product as uncharacterized. NCBI's taxonomy places the organism in Eukaryota, Fungi, Basidiomycota, Agaricomycetes, Boletales, Serpulaceae. The transcript has 4 exons. Gene Ontology annotation, molecular function: fatty acyl-CoA hydrolase activity. Gene Ontology annotation, cellular component: mitochondrion. The record is from RefSeq and is a predicted model, not a curated record. Gene Ontology annotation, biological process: acyl-CoA metabolic process. The coding region runs from base 372 to 893 and encodes 173 amino acids.
GGCGAGGACCGGAAUGAUACUAGAUACCACUCCGAGCUGAAGUCAAGUUAUUGUAUGGACUGAAUAGCACUAGCAUACCGGAAUUUUCUCGUCAAGGGCCACUGGAAGUGACAGCUGAUACACAGCUCCAAGUUGACAUCGGGGGCGGCACCUUAUCGCACUACCAAGGUCAUACACCAGUAUUGGAUCUAUACAGCACAUUGUCAAGGCAAGUUUCCUAUAAAUACGCGUAAUUCAAGAAGAGAACAAGGGCGGCCAAGCUAUAAAACGUUGACCUUCCUCGUCCUGUAGCUACAAACUAAUUGAAGCCACUCACCUUAACCGCAAUAACUCACGCAUUCCCUCUGAAUCGCGGAUAAUACUACCCUAAAAUGGCGACAAAAAGCGUUGGUAUCGCGUUCAAUACCUUGAGACUUGCUACGCGUCAUGCCUCCAAGUCCAAGUUCGAGUCCGGCUAUUUUCGCUCACACUUUCCGCGACGUAACAUCACUACAUCUGCGAUGGCGGAACGUAGCUUACCCACUGAAGCGAAAGCCGUUGAAGAGACUCAGGACGUCAAUACAAUGGACAAGUUGUUAAGAGUAGUCAGGGAAAUGGCUAAUCCUGCUUAUCACAACAUUAUGCCUCUGAGAAAGCCAAUGCUAUGGUCUGAAGCCCUGCUGAAUGCUACUUCCUCCCCUGAAACAUCUGAAGGCCCGACACCUGCCAUCCCAGCCUCCUCGGACUCUUUACCUCCACGAAAGAUGCAUGAUUCAUACACCCAAUUUACUCUUCCUUUCGCGUCUUCUCCUGAACUUCUCGAACAGUAUACGAAUGCGUCUGGAGGUUUACGUACUGGCAUGCUCAUGGAACACCUUGACUCAUUAGCUGGAUCUAUCUCAUACUGUACGUAGUUGUAUGCAAGCAACGUCACAGGUCACAGGGGGUCGGUUGCGUUGCCUAAUGUACUAGUCGGUCACCGGUCACAGGGGGCUCGUUGCUAUCAACUUUUCAGUCACACUAGGCUGAGGUC